CCGAAACGCACCCCAUCACUGCAUGCUCCGAAAAGAAACCCACAAAGAAGAAAAAGAGAGAAACAAUUUUGCCCCUUCCACCAUAAAUCCCAUCGCCAUUCCCCGCCCCACACCUCUCUUCCUUUCAACUUUAACGGCUUGGUUCCUUGUAAAGUUCGGAUCUUUAUAAACCUCUGAAUCUACUGGGUCGGCGGGACAGCUUUCCGGAGCCGGAGCUUCAAUGGGACCCAUCAGGGAUUUGAAGAGGAAGAAGAAGCCGGAAAAAGAUCUUGACCUUAAUGCCCCUACCAUUUUCCGACAGCCCAUGACUUUGGUCUCUUCUGACUGGUGGGAUGACUUCUCCCACAGGCUCCCUGGCUCUUCAAAAGACAGAGUUUCCUCCUUUGAAUCAGUUUUCAAAUUCUCCAGAAGGACGUUUAAUUACAUCUGCUCACUCGUUAAAGACGAGAUGAUGAACAAACACGUCAACCUCACAGAUCUCUCCGGCCACCGUCUCUCCCUCAACGAUCGAGUGGCGGUGGCGCUAACGCGUCUGAGCUCCGGCGGCUCCCUCUCCGUUCUCCGAGACACCCUCGGGAUUCACCAAUCCGCCGUCGGGCAGAUCACGUGGCAGUUCGUGGAGGCCAUGGAAGAGAGGGCGCUCCACCAUCUCCGGUGGCCGUCGACGGCGGAGGACAUCAGGGGUAUAAAGGACAAAUUCGAAAGCAUUCGGGGGCUGCCUAACUGCUGUGGGGCCAUUGACGUGACCCACGUCACUUUCGGUCAGUCCUCAACCGACCCGUUUGGUCAGAUCUGGUGCGAUUCAGAAAACAACCAGCAUAGCAUGAUCCUUCAGGCGAUCGUGGACCCGGCGAUGAGAUUCGUCGACGUUUUCGCCGGCAUGCCGGGGAGUUUGAGCGACGGCGAGACUCUCCGGUGCUCGAGGUUCUUCAAACUGGCGGAGGCAGGGAAGCGGCUGAACGGCGAGGCGCUGAAGCUGGUGGACGGGACCGAGAUCCGAGAGUACAUUGUCGGGGAUUCCGGAUUUCCGCAUUUGCCCUGGCUUCUCACGCCUUACCGGAGACGGAGCCGUCUUCUCCAUCACCAAUCGGAGUUCAAUCGCCGCCAUUCUGCAACCAGGAAAGUGGCGCGACGGGCUUUGACGAGGCUGAAGGAUCAAUGGAGGAUCAUUCAAGGAACAGUGUGGAGGCCCGAUAAGCACAAGUUGCCGAGGAUCAUACUUGUUUGUUGUCUUCUCCACAAUAUACUCAUUGAUUUGGAUGAUGAAAUUCAAAUGGAGGCUCUGUUAUCGCAAAAUCACGGCUCCGAUUACCGGAAUAGGAACUGGGAGGCGGCUCAUAAUAACAAGAGUGCUUGGAAUCAAAGAGAAAAGCUUGCUCUUUGUCUCUCUGGGGAGCAAGUUUCAUCACAUCCUUCUUAGUUGCAGUGAUUUAAGCAAUAUUUUGCACCUUCUCAUUAGCCUUUAGCAAAUGUGAAAAUUUUAUGGUCUGAGAUACUACGUACUCUAUACCCCUACUUUUUAGUUAGGUAAGUGAAAAGGAUUAGAUGAAUCAAGCUUGGUCAGAGUUAUGAAGAAUAUGAACAAUUGUUUUUAGGGAAAAGGGGCAAAACCCCCGACUUGUUACCAAAGGGCAUCCAAGACCCUAAACUUAAUUUUGAAGCAAAAAUAUGUCUAUUCCAUAAAAAGAGGGCAAUUUGCCC
Molecule: messenger RNA, 1701 nt
Organism: Cuscuta epithymum
Lineage: Eukaryota; Viridiplantae; Streptophyta; Magnoliopsida; Solanales; Convolvulaceae
Source: the annotation of a GenBank genome assembly